CGAUACAGCAUGACUUCAAAGCUGUCUUUGGGUGUUGUUGUUAUUGCAGUUGGAGUAUUACUUGCCGUGCAAGUUGUAGGAAAGCAUGGUGGUGGAAGUGGUGGAGGAGGAGGACACGAUUGUGAAAAAUGUAAUUGCCACGGAGUCUAUCAAGGGAGCAACGGUGAGGAUGGAUGCGAAUGCUUUACUGGGUACACAGGGACUUCUUGUGAAAACGAAAUUACUACGACGACGACUUCGACAACUACCACAACCACACCAGCAACAACAACAACAAAACCAACAUUGCCGACAACUCCAGUUCAAGAAAUAAGUACAACGACCACGACAACUACCACAACUUCACCACAACCAACAACAACAUUGCCGACACCGUCUGCUCAAGUUUAUCGGCAGUGCAAUAAAUACAUGGCGAUAAACAACAUUGCGCAUGCGCAAUUUGUAACCAUACCUUCUGCGCAUGCGUGUGACAGUACCACUGAAAGGGCAACACCGGAAGCAUUGGUAAUGAAUGACUGCAACGUAACAAACAACACAAGCGAUUGGUCCAAAGGACAAAAGGUAGUAGACGAUUGUGCCAUCGUGCCCCCGUACACGGCUGUAGCGACUUUCCCCACGGACAGCUACCCGAGUUACGGAUAUUCCGGGAUAUUCGUCGGCUGUCUUGACAACGGAUUGAAGAUGAUUAUGCAAACGUGUGACAAGACGCCGUACAUUGCUCACAUAGUCGAUGGAGGCUCGCAACAACUGGAUCCUAACCAAUAUUACACCAUUGUGUAAUUUUACAAAUCAAUAGUGCAAUUACUGUCCAAUACAAGAAACAUUUUACCCCAUUAUGUAAUAGUUAACUGAAAAUGAAACUAUGCGCUGAAUGAUUAUUAAAAAACCA
Molecule: messenger RNA, 889 nt
Organism: Mya arenaria
Lineage: Eukaryota; Metazoa; Mollusca; Bivalvia; Myida; Myidae
Product: integumentary mucin C.1-like
Exons: 7
Coding region: 10-780 (256 amino acids)
Source: RefSeq, a predicted model, not a curated record